GGAAACAUGCAGGAGCCAUGAUGAGAAAGGGAAGGAAAUAAGCCAGGCCUGUAGGAAGGAAGCCGCGGCGUCCGAUAGGACCGGGAGGAGGGGCCGAGCAUGCGCAACGACGCAUCCUAAAGCAGCUGGCGGUUUCUCCAGCUGCCCAGGCGGAGUGGCGCGCAUGCGCUUUCCGAGCGCGAAGGGGGGUGUCGUUGCCGUCGCCUGCUCUGCUGCUGUUGCCGCCACCGCUGUCAGUUCCGGCUGCUGAGUGAGGAAGACGAUCCGGCCUCGGAGCUGCUUCCGCCGCCCUCUCCGGAUCCUAGGAGCGCCCGCUCCUUCCCCCUCCGCCGGCCAUGGCCCGGGACUAUGACCACCUCUUCAAGCUCCUCAUCAUCGGCGACAGCGGUGUUGGCAAGAGCAGUUUGCUGUUACGCUUUGCAGACAACACUUUCUCAGGUAGUUACAUUACUACAAUUGGAGUAGACUUCAAAAUCCGGACUGUUGAGAUUAAUGGAGAAAAGGUGAAGCUACAAAUCUGGGAUACUGCUGGACAAGAACGCUUCCGGACCAUCACGUCAACGUACUACAGAGGAACACACGGUGUUAUUGUCGUUUACGACGUUACGAGCGCCGAAUCCUUUGUGAAUGUGAAGCGGUGGUUGCACGAAAUAAACCAGAAUUGUGACGAUGUUUGCCGGAUACUGGUUGGCAAUAAGAAUGAUGAUCCAGAGAGGAAAGUGGUGGAGACAGAAGAUGCGUAUAAAUUUGCUGGACAGAUGGGGAUCCAACUGUUUGAAACAAGUGCCAAAGAGAACAUUAAUGUGGAAGAGAUGUUCAACUGCAUCACAGAGUUGGUUCUGCGAGCAAAGAAAGACAACUUAGCAAAACAGCAGCAGCAGCAACAGAAUGACGUGGUGAAGCUAACGAAGAACAGUAAACGGAAGAAGCGGUGCUGCUAAUGCCCUUUCUCCCACGGCAGAGACUGCCCACUCAGACAGCUCCGCCCUUCCAGCCAGACUCGGGCAAUUUCACUGGGCUGGGCCUUGGGAGGACUUGUUUUUCUCAGUUUGUGCCGUUAUUUAAAAUAAAUUCUUUCCACGUUUUCAGUCGGGAGGCACCUUCCCACAGCAGUGCCAAGAAGGUAUUGGACGGAGGUGGUCCUCCCCCUCUCUCCUCCUUGCUUUUUCAAAAGCAUCUUGUAGACAAAAAAUGACUUUGCCUACCAAGUGGACUUUUGAUUCUAAAAGUUUGUACAUAAUGUAUAUUUGCUUUAAUCAGCUGUGUCUGCCCCUCAUGUUGCUUUGGCUUCUGCUUUCUUAAUAUCAACCGAUCAUGCAUUGUCCAGAGUUCCUCCUCCUCCUCUCUUUUUCCAAAGAAACAGAAUAAUGUCCUUUACACAGAGUUGGCAUCCACUGCUCUCUGGGCAUUUUGUUAGCUUCCAAGCUAGGAACUGACAUCCUUGGGGCUUUUCAGUUUGACUCUCUACUGAGCUCCCAGGUUGCUUCUGAGAUUCUUUUCCUACCAUUCCAGAACUGCUGGGCUGACUGGGCAGUCCUUGGAAUAGCUGCAUUCUUGCUUCUCAGCACUGUGGUGUAGAGGGUGAGGAGAAGUGCCCCAGGCAAAGUUUUUAAAAUGAAACUAUCAGGGAUGAGAGAUUUGAGUUUAAAACACCUUUUCUUCUAAUGACAUUAAUCUCCUGUAGCACCAUCAAGAGCUACAGAAUUAUUGUUUGGUCAAAAAUCUUUUACCACUCCUCUCCCCUCCACCCCAAUACUCAGUCUCCAGUUAGAAGGGUUGAAUUCAGAAGUUCUUUUCUGAGGGAUGAAGUGUGUUUGUGUGUAUGUAUAUGUGCUGAAAAGUAAAAAGGGGACCCUUGCUCGGCUUGCAACCAACGGCUUGUUGCCAGGCUAUUUCCCGUGUUGUCCUCAUUAGAAUGAAUGCCAUUUUCUGGAUAUCAGGAAGUUGAGAGGCCACUUGCUUGGGUUGUGCAGUGGUAAUUGGAUCUCCUUAGACAGGGCCACUUGGCUCUUUUUAGGCUCAAUAUAAAGCAGGGUUCUUCUGACUCCCAUGUAUUUCAGUUGGGAUGUAACCAGAGCUCAGCUACUCAGCAUUUAAAAAUGACCUCUCCUAGCAUAUUAGGAGGGUAUGACCUGGGCUGUCAAAAACAUCUACCCAUCAAACCAAAACAGAUGUAUGUGUUUUUGUGGCCCUGAGGAUGAUCAUGUUAUCAAGAGGCCCUCUCAUGUCAGUGACCCUUUGGACUUUGAAUCAUGCAAGAAGGGCUGAAAACCUUAUUUAUUUUUUUGCUUGCCUUUAUUAACAUGUCCAGAUUGUACCAUCACAUCACAGGUAGUCCAACUUUGUAGACUUUUUCCAUGCAAACAGUGAAAUGUGAUAGGUUUCAGCUAGUGAAAGUGUUUUUGGGGGAAAUUACUUGUAUGUUACUUUCACUAAUUCAAAAAUGGGGACGUGAACUUUAAAGACCCAGUUUGGAAGGAUUUUCUAGUGUAAGAAGCCUGUAGAAAUGGCAGAGGUUAUCUCUGCUUGGAUUUGAUGGUCUAAAAAAAUUGUAUAUCCUCAUUGUGGGCGGGGUGGGGUGCGUGCUCCCAAGUUGCAGUGGUCCCUUGGGAAUGGGGGACACAGGUGUGAGCUUUGCCAAUUCAGCAGUCCAGUUUCUGGCUUUGAGGUGUGGGAUGCUUUUCCAAUGCUGCUUUUAGCCAUUUCCCUUGCUCAGCCUCUGCUCAUUAUUAAAGGAGGUUGUACAGUGGUAGGCUACUUGGUGGAUGACACCUGCAGGAGUAUUAAAGGGAAAAGGGGGGAGGGACUGUAUCCUUAGCAGUGCUGAUAUCAAGUGGUGGAUUAUUUCUGUAUAUUGAAACUUUCUAAUUAUGCUUUUUAAAUAAUUUUAAAAACUAAAAAUAAAGGUGCCAAGCUGCCAAACCUUCCUUCA
This is a messenger RNA of Eublepharis macularius, 2932 nucleotides long. It is a transcript of the gene RAB35, whose product is annotated as RAB35, member RAS oncogene family. Lineage: Eukaryota; Metazoa; Chordata; Lepidosauria; Squamata; Eublepharidae. Gene Ontology annotation, biological process: Rab protein signal transduction; endocytic recycling. The coding region runs from base 336 to 941 and encodes 201 amino acids. The transcript has 6 exons. The record is from RefSeq and is a predicted model, not a curated record. Gene Ontology annotation, molecular function: GTPase activity; GTP binding. Gene Ontology annotation, cellular component: plasma membrane; endosome membrane.